CGUUCGCCAAGCUAUUUUUAACGCGUUCCAUUAUUGGAUGUUUUCAUCCACUCGGGGAAACGUACAAGGAAACCCCAGUAUGGAUGAUCUUCGCCCUUACCUUCCAUCGGAGUGGAGUAAUGAAGAGAGGAUACGCACAUUGAUGGGACCCAUGCCCACUGCACAAGAUGAGGUGGCAAGAACUGCGCGAUUAACAUUUUGGACAGCUGCUAUUCACCAUUGGUGUUAUGUUACAAAAAAAUUUACUUUCACCUUUCAGGAAAGUCUGUCUGCCUUUAGGCGAGGUACACAACAGCCUUUGUGUCUAUCAGAUGUAUUGCUGCACAUGAACAGGUUAGGUGAAGUUGUGCCUCUGGAUGAAUUGCCUCUGGGUGAGCAAGGUGAAGAAUCUUGGGUUGGCUGGGGAAGAAGAGUAUUCAUAUCAGCUCCAUCACGAUUUGCAUGGAAUAAAGUUAAACAAGCAUUAGGAGCCAAUAAUAUAAACUCAAAGGUUUUUGUUGACACAAAAUUAUUACAGGACAUGUGUGAAGCAGUGUUGAAAUCAUACUGGAAAUUAUCCUUGGAUGAUCACAUUGCUGGGAAUAAACCUUUAACAUUUGCUUCACUCUACAGCAAAGUAGGAGACUGUGUUGGUUCUGCAGACAACCUGCACCUUGUAGUUGAAGCACUUGUUCAUAAUGGUAGAGCAGCCACUACAGUUCAUAAAGAUAUGACCUAUGUCAAGCUUGCAGUUUGUGGGGAUUUACAGAAGCCUGUUAUUACACAAGUGGAAAUAGCUGAAAAUGAGCUGCAUGUUGCACAGAAAGGUGUUGCAAACAAUAUUUCCCAACUAGAGCAUGAAAUUGCUAGUUUGCAGCAGGAGGUGAUGUUAGCUCUUAAGGCAAAAUCCAAAACUAAGGCACUGUUAUUGCUGAGGAGGAAGAAGCGGUCAGAAAAGUCUCUCGCUACACAGAUGGGAGCCUUGGAAAAUGUAAAUACGUGCAUACUUCAGUUACAAGAGACACAAAUUAAUAA
Molecule: messenger RNA, 1014 nt
Organism: Macrobrachium nipponense
Lineage: Eukaryota; Metazoa; Arthropoda; Malacostraca; Decapoda; Palaemonidae
Product: charged multivesicular body protein 7-like
Biological process (GO): late endosome to vacuole transport via multivesicular body sorting pathway; vesicle budding from membrane
Cellular component (GO): multivesicular body
Source: RefSeq, a predicted model, not a curated record